AUGAAUUAAAAAAAUUAAUUUUUUAUUGAUUUGUAAAACAAUAAAUAUGUAAAAAUAAAAACACUUUCGAAAAAUUCUUAAUCAAAAGUUUAUUUAUGUCAUAUUAUAGAAAAACCAAAAUAAAUGUAUGUUUUAAAAAAAAUACUAUUAAAAUAUUUAGAUUUAAAAUCUUAAGAAAAGACCUUAGAAGAAUAUUAAAUAAUGAAAAAAUUAAAUCAUCCAAAUAUUAUAAAGUGUGAAUCUGCUUUUAUAUAAAAAAGAAAAUAUCUUUGCAUAAUAAUUUAAUAUGCUGAAGGGGGUGAUAUGUAAUAAAAAAUAAACUAAAUGAUAAAAAAUAAUCAAAAAUUUGACCAAAAUUAAAUCAAAAUAUGGAUUAUAUAAAUAAUAGAUGCAUUAAAAUAUAUACACGAUAAUAAAAUAAUACAUCGAGAUAUAAAAGCUUAAAACAUAUUUUUAAACUCAGAAAAUAAUAUCCUUCUAGGAGAUUUCGGAGUAUCUAAAUCUCUUGAAUCUACUAAAGAUUUAUGCAAUACUUAUGUAGGAACCCCUUAUUAUAUUGCACCAGAAAUUAUAGAUGGAGACCACUAUAGCUUUAAAGUUGAUAUUUGGAGCUUUGGAAUAUUUUUCUAUUAAUUAAAUUAUUUAAAAUAUCCUUUUGUAGGGAAUAAUAUAUUAGCUGUAUAUAAUAAUAUAAAAAAUUCAUAAGUUUAACUGAAUCAAACUGUUUCAGCUGAUUUUAAUAAUUUAAUAUAAUUACUUUUGUAAAAAUUACCAAAAAAUAGGCCUGAUAUAUAUUAAUUUUAAGGUAAAUUGUAUUUUUUAUUUAUAUAUUUUUUUUAAAAAAAAUAUAUAUAUACAAUAUUUUAAUAUAUAAUUAUAUUUUAGAGAAUGAAAUAAUAAAAAAAAUACAAGAAAAAUUUAAAAAAAAUAAUAAUUUAUAAUUCAAAAAUAAAAUUCUGA
This is a messenger RNA of Ichthyophthirius multifiliis, 960 nucleotides long. Its product is annotated as protein kinase domain protein. Gene Ontology annotation, molecular function: protein kinase activity; ATP binding. The transcript has 3 exons. Gene Ontology annotation, biological process: protein phosphorylation. The record is from RefSeq and is a predicted model, not a curated record. Lineage: Eukaryota; Ciliophora; Oligohymenophorea; Hymenostomatida.